GUUUGAUUUUUUUAUUUGGGUUAAUAGCGAUAACCCCCCUUUAGUUUUUUUACUCAGAUAAUAAUCAAAAAAUGGAACUUGAUCCUCAACAACAGCACACAGCUAGUUCCCCAGACACUCCAGCUGUCAAUAACAUCGAGUCCAACACAUCUACUUUGGAAACAUCAUCUAAUGUUACUGCAGCCACUACUUUACCCGAUAGUAAUCUCGGUCAUGAUCCUUUAGCUGCAAGAACAAGUGAAGAACAAGAGCUUUAUCCUAUUGCUGUUCUUGUAGAUGAACUCAAGAAUGAAGACGUUCAACUGCGUUUGAAUGCUAUUCGAAACUUGAGUACUAUUGCUAUUGCUCUAGGUCCUCAAAGAACGCGAGAUGAACUAAUCCAAUUCUUAAAUGAAACUAUUGAUGAUGAGGAUGAAGUUUUGUUGGCUGUAGCAGAAGAGCUUGCUAAUUUUGCAGAGUAUGUGGGUGGUCCUGAAUAUGCUCAUUAUAUGUUGAGUCCUUUGGAGAACUUGGCUACGGUAGAAGAAGUGCUUGUCAGAGAUAAGGCAGUCGAGUCCAUGAAUAAGAUUGUCAAGUUACUUAAUAACACACAAGUUACACACUAUUUCCUUCCUUUAUUGAAGCGUUUAACCACAGCAGAUUGGUUUACAGGACGUAUUUCUGCGUGUGGCCUUUAUGCUGCAGUGUAUUCGAAAUGUACUCCAGAACAACAAAACGAAUUGAGAAUAGCAUUUGCUCAACUCAUUCAAGACGAUACACCUAUGGUGAAGAGAGCAUCUGCUAAAGCACUUGCUGAUUUCUCUAAAGAAUUGACCCAACAACAGCUUAUUCAUCAUAUUUUGCCUUUAUUCCUUAGACUUACAAAUGAUGACCAAGAUACCGUUCGGUUAUUGACUGUAGAAGACUUGGUUCAGAUUGCAGAGAUGUUUAGUCCAGAAGAAUGCAAACAGCAUCUUUUAGGCCCACUUAAGAGUCUCGGUCAAGAUAGAUCAUGGCGAGUGAGAUAUAUGGUAGCAACACACUUCACAAAGCUGUGUUCAGCAUUAGGUGAAACUAUUACACGCGAAGAGAUGGUGACAUUGUUUGUCAAUCUUAUCAAAGACACUGAAGGUGAAGUCAAGAUUGUAUCGAUUGGACAGGCAGCAGACUUUUCUAAGCUUAUUGAUCAAUCCAUUGUGAUCGAAAAGAUACUUCCUUGUAUUAAGGAUCUUGUGAUUGAUACAAACCAGCAUGUUCGUGUAGCUGUUGCUACAAAUAUUAGUGGAUUUGCACCUAUUCUUGGUCAAGACUUAACAAUUGAAUAUCUACUUCCUUUAUUCCUUCAACUUUUGAAAGACGAUUUCCCUGAUGUUCGAUUGAAUAUUAUAUCCAAACUUGAGCAUGUAAAUCAAGUCAUAGGAGUUGAGCGUCUUUCCCAAUCACUUUUACCUGCUAUUGUUGAAUUAGCUCAAGAUAAACAAUGGAGAGUACGAUUAGCCAUCAUUCAAUACAUUCCUUUGCUUGCAUCUCAAUUAGGUGUAGAAUUCUUUGAUGAAAAACUGCUUGACUUAUGUCUGUCUUGGUUGGGUGAUGCUGUCUUUUCUAUCCGUGAUGCUGCUACUACCAAUCUUAAGAAACUUGUCGAAACAUUUGGUCAUGAUUGGGCCAAGAAUACUGUUUUGCCUCGAGUGAUGGAAAUGGCUCACAAUGAAAACUAUCUCUAUAGAAUGACAACCCUUUUCACACUAUCCACAAUGGCUGUUUCUCUUACACCCGAUAUCAUUAAGGAAAAGGUGCUCCCUACUGUGAUUGAACUGAUUGAUGAUCCUAUCCCUAAUGUUAGAUUCAAUGUUGCCAAAUCCUUAGAAGUACUUGUUCCUAUCCUAAGACAAGAUCCUACUACAAGUGAACUUAUUCAAACACAAGUCAUUGAUAGUCUCAAGAAACUCAGUAGUGACUCUGAUGUGGAUGUGAGAUUCUUUGCAGAAAAGGCUUUAGUUUCAGUUUAAAAUGGUUUUAAUAAACAGAUUUUAUAAAUA
Messenger RNA from Gilbertella persicaria, 2018 nucleotides. RefSeq names its product armadillo-type protein. Lineage: Eukaryota; Fungi; Mucoromycota; Mucoromycetes; Mucorales; Choanephoraceae. Gene Ontology annotation, cellular component: protein phosphatase type 2A complex; cytoplasm. Gene Ontology annotation, biological process: protein dephosphorylation. Gene Ontology annotation, molecular function: protein phosphatase regulator activity; protein binding. The transcript has 9 exons. The coding region runs from base 72 to 1988 and encodes 638 amino acids. The record is from RefSeq and is a predicted model, not a curated record.